This is a messenger RNA of Mizuhopecten yessoensis (Yesso scallop), 595 nucleotides long. RefSeq lists its product as uncharacterized. NCBI's taxonomy places the organism in Eukaryota, Metazoa, Mollusca, Bivalvia, Pectinida, Pectinidae. Bases 13 to 489 code for a protein of 158 amino acids. The record is from RefSeq and is a predicted model, not a curated record. The transcript is spliced from 3 exons.
UUUUGUUUUUCAAUGGUGUCAAAUCUAACAAUAUUGAUCACAUCCUAUGUUUUGUUUCAGACAACGAAGAUCCUUUUCAUCAUGGCUGCAAAUGUGAAUGACGACGUAAUAACUCUCCAUAACACAAUGGUGUUUGACAUAAGUACCGAAAUUUUCGAGGAAACGUUGGAGGUAGUAAAAGAACUAUUUAGGGGGAAACCACUGACGUCAGUCGAUAUGUCUAAGAUUAAAAAUAUCCCAACACUCUUCAAAUUUCUAAUGAAUUACGAAACAAUUGGUUAUGGAGAUUACCAAAAGUUUGUAUCUGUGAUCAGGUACAUACAUCCGCGCAUAUGUUCAAUGAUACAGGAGUGUGCUGUGAAAAUCAACAAACUGAAGGGUAACCUAGACGACCAAGGUGACCUGGCUGCUAUGAAUGUCACAACAGCAAACACAAGCUAUGCCAAAAGUAAGUUUGAAAGCUGCAAGGUGGCUGGAUCAGUGGUAUAGAGAUUAUCUCCCCUUUCAAUUAAAUUUCAGUCAAUGAAAACAGAUGAUCAGGUGAUUUGAUGAAUCAUUUAAGUAAAAGAAUCAACCUAGCUAUUUUGACAUAACA